AUGGGCUCCGGUUCCUCCAGCUACCGGCCCAAGGCCAUCUACUUGGACAUCGAUGGCCGCAUCCAGAAGGUGGUCUUCAGCAAGUACUGCAACUCCAGUGACAUCAUGGACCUGUUCUGCAUCGCCACUGGCCUGCCUCGAAACACAACCAUCUCCCUCCUAACCACAGACGACACCAUGGUCUCCAUCGACCCCACCAUGCCUGCAAAUUCAGAACGCACUCCCUACAAAGUGAGACCUGUGGCCAUCAAGCAACUCUCUGAGAGAGAAGAACUGAUCCAGAACAUGCUGACUCAGGUCGCCGAGCAGUUCUCAAGAGCUUUUAAAAUCAAUGAGCUGAAAGCUGAAGUUGCAAACCACCUGGCCAUGCUGGAGAAACGAGUGGAACUGGAAGGACUGAAGGUGGUAGAGAUUGAGAAAUGCAAAAGUGACAUCAAGAAGAUGAGGGAGGAGCUAGCAGCCAGAAGCAACAGGACCAAUUGUCCCUGCAAGUACAGUUUCCUUGAUAACAACAAGAAGUUGACACCUCGACGGGAUGUCCCGCCUUACCCCAAGUACCUGCUCUCUCCAGAGACCAUCGAUGCUCUGCGGAAGCCCACCUUUGAUGUCUGGCUUUGGGAGCCCAAUGAGAUGCUGAGCUGCUUAGAGCACAUGUACCAUGACCUGGGCCUGGUCAGAGACUUCAACAUCAACCCCAUCACCCUCAAGAGGUGGCUGCUCUGCGUGCACGACAACUACAGGAACAACCCCUUCCAUAACUUCAGGCACUGCUUCUGCGUGACUCAGAUGAUGUACAGCAUGGUGUGGCUCUGUGGCCUCCAGGAGAAGUUUUCCCAGAUGGACAUCCUGAUCCUGAUGACCGCAGCCAUCUGCCAUGAUUUGGAUCAUCCAGGCUACAACAACACGUACCAGAUCAACGCACGCACAGAACUGGCUGUCCGCUACAAUGACAUCUCACCGCUGGAGAACCACCACUGCGCCGUGGCCUUCCAGAUCCUUGCCCAGCCCGAGUGCAACAUCUUCUCCAAUGUUCAGCCAGAUGGGUUCAAGCAGAUCAGACAGGGGAUAAUUACACUGAUCUUGGCCACUGACAUGGCAAGGCAUGCGGAAAUCAUGGAUUCUUUCAAAGAAAAAAUGGAGAAAUUUGACUACACCAACGAGGAGCAUAUGACACUGCUGAAGAUGAUUUUGAUCAAGUGCUGUGAUAUCUCUAACGAGGUCCGCCCGAUGGAAGUGGCCGAGCCGUGGGUGGACUGUUUAUUGGAAGAGUAUUUUACACAGAGCGACCGUGAGAAGUCAGAAGGUCUUCCUGUGGCCCCAUUCAUGGACCGAGACAAAGUGACCAAAGCUACAGCCCAGAUUGGGUUCAUCAAGUUCGUUCUGAUUCCCAUGUUUGAAACUGUGACCAAGCUCUUCCCAGUGGUUGAAGAAAUAAUGCUCCAGCCCCUUUGGGAAUCCAGGGAUCAUUAUGAGGAACUGAAGCAAACAGAAGACGCUGUGAGAGAGCUGCAGAAGCAGACUGAGAGGCUGAUGUCGGGGGGCACCGAAACAACAGGAGAAAAAAGUCAAGACAUGAAAGAAACAGAAGGUAAUGCAAUUUCCGAAUUGGCUUCUCAAUGCAUGCAGUCAAUUAGACUAAAAUAG
This is a messenger RNA of Elephantulus edwardii (Cape elephant shrew), 1644 nucleotides long. RefSeq names its product phosphodiesterase 9A (gene PDE9A). Gene Ontology annotation, biological process: cGMP catabolic process. The coding region runs from base 1 to 1644 and encodes 547 amino acids. NCBI's taxonomy places the organism in Eukaryota, Metazoa, Chordata, Mammalia, Macroscelidea, Macroscelididae. The transcript is spliced from 18 exons. The record is from RefSeq and is a predicted model, not a curated record. Gene Ontology annotation, molecular function: 3',5'-cyclic-GMP phosphodiesterase activity.